Molecule: messenger RNA, 1391 nt
Organism: Brassicogethes aeneus
Lineage: Eukaryota; Metazoa; Arthropoda; Insecta; Coleoptera; Nitidulidae
Source: the annotation of a GenBank genome assembly
AUCGCCCACGCGAGCAGUCACUGCUUGCAAAGAAAGUUUCGCGCUCGCGUGAAAAAUAGGCAGCAGUUGGCUACUGAAAAUUAUAUAUACGCCACCAAAAUUUAAAGUUUUUAUUGAUGGACUUUAUAGAUAAUUUGUUGGUUAAGACAAGUUAUUCUUUGGUGUUUUCGUUGAUAGAUAUUUUCGCUUUUAUUCAAAAUCGUAUUUUGUUUCAUUUAGCAUAAAAAUAUUUUUUUAAAUAAAUUUAUAUUGUGGAAAAAAUAUUUUCUAACAAAAGUCAUAUCCCGGUAUAUUUUGGUUUUGGCUUCUUUACGAAGAUAUAUUUUUUUUUAAUCCACGUACGCGUUAUAAAAAGUUUAGUGUUAGUUCUGUGAUUUGGUCGAUGUGAAAUGAAAAUUACAAUUGGAUUUUUGCGUGUCGGAUUGCUGCUUUGCGGGAUUUUUGCCGAUUGGUGCUUGUGUCUGAAAGACGUACAAAUCAAAGUGCCUGCGACAGUGGAGCGUGGACACGACGCCAUCUUGCGAUGCAUGUUCGAUUUGGACGGAGAUCGGCUAUACUCCGUUAAAUGGUAUCGAGGGAAUUACGAAUUCUACAGAUACACUCCUAGCGAGAGACCGCCAAUCAAACAGUUCAAAAUUAAGGGCAUGUUUGUGCGAGAACAGGACUCCAACAGCACGCAGGUCGUUCUGGAGAACGUGUCGAGGGACAUUAGCGGCUCGUACAGCUGCGAAGUAACGGCGGAACAGCCCAGCUUCUUCACCGACAUGCAAACCGCCGAGCUGCAGGUGGUUGAUUUGCCGCAAGGCGACCCUGUCAUCAGCGGUCUGAAACCCCGCUACAGGGUCGGGGAGACCCUGAAGGCGAACUGCACGUCCGAAGGCUCGAACCCAGCGGCCAACUUGACGUGGUAUCUCAACGGGAAACCCGUCGACGCGAAAUACGUUCAUCGGCACAAACCCCGACUCAACCACGAGGACAACCUUUUAACGGUUCAUUCUAUUUUGAGGUUCCAAGUGACGAAUCACCUUCUCAAAGAUGGCAGGAUGAAGAUUCGGUGUACAGCAAGUCUUCACAAUCUGUACCACCGUAUUAGCGAAAAGAGUGUUGGUAGAGAGAAAAAACACCAUAGGCAUCACGUGCUCACCACUUCAACCACCAUGGUACCAUAUAGAUCGUGGGAACUUACCCAGGCGGCCAAGAGACCUCCUGACUCAACAUGGGUAUUUCUGUCACCAAUAAGCGGUGAAAGUACCAAUAAAAGUUCCAAAAAUUCUUGCCAAAUUCUGUAUACUUUAACAAUAAUAAUAAUUAAUAAUAUAAUAAUGCAAAGGUGAUUGCCUACUCUAUUAAUUUAGGGUAUAUAGUAUAUAAAUGUACUGUAAUAAGUAUGA